Molecule: messenger RNA, 405 nt
Organism: Galeopterus variegatus (Sunda flying lemur)
Lineage: Eukaryota; Metazoa; Chordata; Mammalia; Dermoptera; Cynocephalidae
Product: zinc finger protein 124-like
Exons: 3
Coding region: 1-405 (134 amino acids)
Biological process (GO): regulation of DNA-templated transcription
Source: RefSeq, a predicted model, not a curated record
AUGUGCAGUGAAUGUGGGAGCCACAGGGAGGACUGGGGACACCCUGGAAACCAAGAAAUGGCCUUUGAAGAUGUGGCUGUCAACUUUACCCUGGAGGAGUGGGCUAUGCUGGAUCAUUCCCAGAAAAAACUCUACAGAGAUGUCAUGGGGGAGAUCUUUACAAACUUGGCUCCUAAAGGAAGAAAAUGGGAAGACCAGAACAUUGAAGAUCAGUACAAAAAUCGCAGGAGAAACCUAAACAAUCAUACUGUAGACAAAAUCUGUGAAAGAUGGCUGUUCAUGGAUCAGAAUGGCAGCAACAGGGCUCAUCUGCGAGUACAGGUGCCAAAGCUGAGAAACCGGCUCUACAACAGCCUCCCAGAAGCAAAAGUGGUGAAGACGUUGCCCUGGCCCUGCAGCUCGUGA